Messenger RNA from Mustela lutreola (European mink), 6571 nucleotides. RefSeq names its product PIF1 5'-to-3' DNA helicase (gene PIF1). Lineage: Eukaryota; Metazoa; Chordata; Mammalia; Carnivora; Mustelidae. The transcript has 13 exons. Gene Ontology annotation, molecular function: DNA helicase activity. The coding region runs from base 3016 to 4941 and encodes 641 amino acids. The record is from RefSeq and is a predicted model, not a curated record. Gene Ontology annotation, biological process: DNA repair; telomere maintenance.
AAAUAAUUUUUUUUUUAAAAAGUAAAGCAUAAAUCUAUAGAAAGCCCAGAUAUCGAUCAACAGGAAAAUGGAAAAACUAGUAUAUUCAUACAGUGGAAUAUUACUCAGCAACAAAAAGGAACCAGCUACUAAUAAAGCAACAUGGAUGAAUUUAAUUUAAGGAAAUCAUUAUGCUCAGUGAAAGAAACUUGUACACACAAGAAUACAUAACAUAUAAUUCCAUUUAUAAGAAAUUUUAAAACAAUCUGUGGUGAAAAAAAAAUUCAGAGAAGAGUUGCCUAAGGAAUGAGGAUGGGGGGGAAGGAUUGAGGAUGGGGAUUGACUAGGAAGGAAGUAACAUAUGAGGGAACUUUCUAGGCGAUGAUAAUGUUCUUAGAACUUUGUGCAAUAAAGGAAAUGUCCUAAAUCUAUGUUGUCUAAUGCAGUAGCUACUAGCCACAUGUGGCUGUUGAGCAUUUGAAGUGUGGCCAGUGGGAUUCAAAAACUGAAUUUUAAAUUUUAUUUAAUUAAUUUGAAUUUAAAAUUAGCCACAUGUGACGAGUGGCUACCAUACUGGACAGCAGAGUUUAUAUCCUGAUAAGGGUUGGGCUGCACAGAUAUUUGUAUUUGUCAAAACUCUUCUCAUGAUAAGCCUAAGAGCUGUGCAUUUUACCAUAUGUAAAGUUUACAUUAAAAAGAUAAGCAUACGGGUGCCUGGGUGGCUCAGCUGUUAAGCAUCUGCAUUCAGCUCAGGUCAUGAUCCCAGGGCCCUGGGAUCGAACCCCACAUCGGGCUCCCUGAUCCACGGGAAGCCUGCUAAUGCCUCUCCCACUCUCCCUGCUUGUGUUCCUGCUCUCACUGUCUCUAUCUCUCAAAUAGUAAAUAAAGUCUUAAAAAAAAAAAAAAGAUAAGCAUAAAAAAGAAAGAUAAGCGUAGGGGAGACUUGGCUGUCAAUUAGCAUCUGACUUAGACUUGGGUCAUGAUCUCAGGGUCCUAGGAUGGAGGCCCACAUAGGGCUCCCCACUCACCAGGGAGUCUGUUUGUCCCUCUCCUUCUGGCCCUCCCCCCACUUAUGCCCUCUUUCUCUCAAAUAAAAAAAAUAUUUUUUUAAAGAUUUUAUUUAUUUAUUUAACAGAGAGAGGGACAGCGAAAGAGGGAACACAAGCAGAGGGAGUGGAAGAGGGAGAAGCAGGCUCCCCACAGAGCAGGGGGACUCUAUCCCAGGACCCUGGGAUCAUGACCUGAGCCAAAGGCAGACACUUAACUGAGCCACCAAGGUGCCCUAAAAUGUUUUUUAAAUAGGAAGGUAGGUAGGUAGAUAGAUAGAUAAGCAUAGGGGUACCUGUCUGGCUCAAUCAGUAGAGCAUGCAACUCUUGAUCUCAGGGUUGUGAGUUCAGGCCCCACGUUGGCCAUGGAGCCUACUUAAGGAAGAAAACAAGCAUAAACUAGUUAAUGCUAUGCAUGUUGAAGUGUUUAGAUGUGAAACGUUCUGUUUUCUGCAACUUUAAAAUACAUAACAGAUGAAUUCAUGGAUGUUGAGAUGGACAGACGACUAGGCAUGUGAUAAAUACAACAAAAUAUUAUAGACUUUUGAUGGUGGGUAUAUGAGUGUUAAAGUUCUUUCAACCUUUCUGUAUAUGUUGGAACAUUUUCAGAAUAAAAUGUUGGGGGGUGCCUGGGUGGCUCAGUGGGUUAAAGUCUCUGCCUUCGGCUCAGGUCAUGAUCCCAGGGUGCUGGGAUCGAGUCCCGCAUCGGGCUCUCUGCUCAGCAGGGAGCCUGUUCCCUCUCUCUCUCUCUCUCUGCCUGCCUCUCUGCCUACUUGUGAUCUCUGUCAAAUAAAUCUUUAAAAAAAAAGAAUAAAAUGUUGGGGUCACCAAGGGCUGAGAGGAGAAAGGAGUAGGGGGUUAUUAUCUAAUGAGUAAAACUUUCUGUUUGGGAUGAUGAAAAUUUUCUGGAAAUAGUGAUGAUGUUUAUGCAACAAUCAGGUACAUCAAGUACUUCAUGGGAAUGAGUUGUACACUUAAAAAUAGUUAGAUGGUAAAUUUUAUGUAUAUUGUAUUUUUUUUUUUAAAGUUCAAAGCUCAAAAGAAAAAAGUAUUGGGGAAAAAUCAAUGUGGAAGUGUCUGUGCCUUCUCUAGAGGUAGUCUGGGGUACUUCACAGAGGGAAAGGGAAAGGGAGUAGGUUGGUUGUGAGUGUGCCAAGCCCAUUAUAAGAAAAGGGUAAUGGGGGGCGCCUGGGUGGCUCAGUGGGUUAAGUUGCUGCCUUCGGCUCAGGUCAUGAUCUCAGGGUCCUGGGAUCGAGUCCCGCAUCGGGCUCUCUGCUCAGCAGGGAGCCUGUUCCCACUCUCUCUCUCUCUCUGCCUGCCUCUCCAUCUACUUGUGAUUUCUCUCUGUCAAAUAAAUUAAAUCUUUUAAAAAAAAUUAUCUUAAAAAAAAAAAAAAGGUAAUGGGAAGAGAGAACAGAGGCUGUGGAAACAGAACGGGGUUUAUAAUCCCAUUUUUCUCACUUUCUGGCUGUGUGACUGUACUUGUUCUUAGUGCUAUUGCUCUAACAAAUUAUCACAAAUUUAGUGGCUUAAAACAACACAAAUUUAUUAUCUUGAGUUCAGGAGGUCUGAUAUGUGUCUCACUGGGCCAAAAUAAAGAUCUGUGUUCCUUCUAUAGACUCUUAAUAGGCAGGAACAAUAUUUCUCCUGGUUUUUUCCUAACAGUUUUAUUGAGAUAUAAAUACAUACCAUACAGUUUACCCAUUUAAAGCAAACAAUUCAGUGGUUUUAGUAUAGUCACAGAGCUACACAAUCAUCACAUUUUCAUCUCUCACCAUUUUUAUAUAUGAGGAAACAGAGGUUUGAGACAUUAAGGAAACUCCCUUAGAGAAACCUCUAACUGGCAGGGCUGGGGCGCGGCAGGGGCUUUCAGGAGCUGAGAUUCCAGUGCACGCCUAGAUUCCCUUCAUGAAGUUCGACUAGUCCCCUGGGAGCAGUGUGGUGCAGUAAACAGCAGAUGUUCACACCAGAUCUGCAGAGGCGGUGGCGAUGCUAUCGGGCACCCAGGCAGCGCCUGCGGGAUUCGAGGACGCGGAGCUGCGGUGCCGCGUGGCUCUGGAGGAGCUGAGCCCGGGCGGGCAGCCGCGAAAGCGCCAGGCCUUACGCUCUGCGGAGCUGAGCCUGGGGCGGAAUGAGCGCCGCGAGUUGCUGCUGCGGCUGCAGGCGCCUGGGUCCGAGGGGCGGCCGCGCUGCUUCCCUCUGCGGGCCGCUCGUCUCUUCACGCGCUUUGCGGCGGCCGGACGCAGCACACUGCGGCUCCCCACCGACGGCGUCCCCGGGGCAGGCGCUGUGCAGCUGCUGCUCUCCGACUGUCCCCCCGACCGCCUGCGACGCUUCCUGCGCACGCUGCGCCUCAAGCUGGCCGCGGCCCCAGGGCCCGGACCGGCCUCCGCCCGGGCGCAGCUGAUGGGACAGCGGCCCCGCGACUUCGUCACCAUCAGCCCCGUGCAGCCCGAGGAGAUGCAGCGCGCGGCGGCCACCCGGGUCCCGCAUGCCACGCCAGUGAAGCGGCCCCUGGAACCCCAGGCGGGAGCCAAGCCCAGCACUGAAGCCCCAAGAUGGCCCUUGCCUGUGAAGAGGCUGAGCUUGCCCCCAACAAAACCACAGCUUUCUAAGGAGCAGGCUGCUGUGCUAAGGGUUGUCCUGAAAGGCCAGAGCAUCUUCUUCACUGGGAGUGCAGGGACAGGGAAGUCUUAUCUGCUGAAGCGUAUCCUGGGCUCACUGCCUCCCACAGGUACUGUGGCUACGGCCAGCACUGGGGCGGCAGCCUGCCACAUCGGGGGUACCACGCUCCAUGCCUUUGCAGGCAUCGGCUCAGGCCAGGCUCCCCUAGCCCAGUGUGUGGCCCUGGCCCAGCGGCCAGCUGUGCGGCAAGGCUGGCUGAACUGCCAGCGGCUAGUCAUCGAUGAGAUCUCCAUGGUGGAGGCUGACCUGUUUGACAAGCUGGAAGCAGUGGCCAGAGCUGUCCGGCAACAGGACAAGCCUUUUGGAGGGAUCCAGCUCAUCAUCUGUGGGGACUUCCUACAGCUGCCACCUGUAACCAAGGGAUCCCAGCCCCCGAAGUUCUGCUUUCAGGCCAAGAGCUGGAGAAGGUGUGUCCCAGUGACUCUGGAGCUGACCGAAGUGUGGAGGCAGGCAGACCAGAACUUCAUCUCUCUGCUGCAAGCUGUCAGGCUGGGAAGGUGCUCAGACGAAGUGACCCGCCAGCUCCAGGCCACAGCCUCCCACAAGGUGGGGCGAGAUGGGAUUGUGGCCACAAGGCUCUGCACUCACCAGGAUGACGUGGCCCUCACCAAUGAGAGGCGACUACAGGAACUACCAGGUGAGAUGCACACCUUUAAGGCCAUGGACAGCGACCCUGAGCAAGCUCGAACCCUGGAUGCCCAGUGUCCUGUUAGCCAGAUUCUUCAACUAAAGCUGGGUGCCCAGGUGAUGUUGGUAAAGAACUUAGCAGUGUCCCGGGGCCUGGUGAAUGGCGCCCGGGGCGUGGUCACUGGGUUUGAGACUGAGGGGAGAGGGCUGCCCCAGGUGCGGUUCCUGUGUGGAGUCACUGAGGUCAUCCGUGCUGACCGCUGGACGGUGCAGGCCACAGGGGGCCAGCUCCUCAGCCGGCAGCAGCUGCCCCUCCAGCUGGCCUGGGCAAUAUCCAUCCACAAGAGCCAGGGCAUGUCCCUGGACUGCGUGGAGAUCUCUUUGGGCCGUGUGUUUGCCAGUGGCCAGGCCUACGUAGCCCUUUCCCGGGCCCGCAGCCUACAGGGCCUGCGCGUGCUGGACUUUGAUCCCAUGGUGGUUCGUUGUGAUCCCCGUGUGCUGAGCUUCUAUGCCGCCCUGCGGAGGAGCAGGGGCCUCAGCCUGAAGUCUCCAAAUGAUGAUGAGGCAGCCUCAGACCAAGAGAAUGAGGACCCAAACCUUUGAGCCUCAAAGAGAAGACAAAUGGUGGUCUCCCCUUCUACCUCCUCCCUAGUGGGCCAGGGCUCCUGGAAAUAACUGGGGGAGGAUAGCCAGUGUCUCUUUCUGCCUUCUGCAGGGCUCUCAGUCUCCUGGCAGGGCACAAGGGAGAGCACUUUCCACCCAUUUGCCAGCUGUGCCUCAGUUUCUCUCCUUGUCCUGGGUGAGCUACUUCCAGGAAUAGGAGAAACCCUUUUCAGGCCAGUUGGGAAUGGGCCUAUGGUAGUACCUGGUGUUCUAGAACAAAGCUGUCUGUGAGGGCUGGCCCAGGGCCAGGCGGUUGUGAAUGGUGCUUUCUUGGAGCUGCAGAGGGGAGAGGCAGUGAAGACAGGUACUCCAGGAGCAGGAAUAGGCUAUAGGAGCCCUGGACUGGGAGACUCUGGGCAAAUACAGGCCCCAAACAGAGAAGGGAACUGGGGUUAGUUUCAUAGGUAGGCCCAGGCUACACAGGCCAGGACAAACCCCUUCCUGAGCCUAACCUGAGGACACUCAAUGCAAACCAUGUGCCUGUAUCUUAAGCUCCUUUUUUGGAGAAGAAAUAGUAUUUAGGGGUAUUGAGAUGGAUGUUCUCAGAUUACAUUUAUUUAGGCCAAAUAAAUUUGUGAGUUGUAUAAGGACUAUGAGUUGAGUCAUCUGCUCUCUUUAAGAAGGCAUCCCUGCCUGGGAGACGAGCUACACCUGUAGCCAGGGCCCUCUCCCCAUGGGUGCACACAAGGUGUUUGCUACAUCAUGACACCCUUAUGUGAGUUUUUGUUAGGAUCACUGGUUAUUUGGAAAGCUGAGUUACCCGAGAUUGGUGACUCACAAUGAAAUGACAAGGUGAAUCACUGUUGCCCAGGGUUCAGACAAGGACACAGAAGAGAAUUCACACGGCAGGAUAUGGGCCUUCCGUCUCCUCUCUGGUUGCAUAGUCAUGGGGGUUUCCCAUUCUUCCCAUCCACUCUCCAGAGGAAGGCUGGAGAGAAGUUAGCAGGUGAACAAGUUGGAGAAAGGCAUUUAGGAAAAGGGAACUGUACGGUACAGAGGCACAGAGGUGUGAAAGAUGGAGCUUAACGUUCUGCUUUAUUAGACUCGAAAGCAAGACAAAAUGGCAGUUGGGUGAGUCCGGCAUAUUCCUAAGGGUGCUCAACAUGGGGAGGGGUGGAUAGAACCCCUCUGGGGAGAAAGAGGGUCUCUUGGAGUCCCACUUCCAGCUAAGCACCACUUGUAUCCUGGGCCUGAGAGCUCUGCCCUCAGGCCAGGCGUGACCUGCCUUGGAUGGUAAUCAGCAACUUACAGUUCUAUCUCCUAGAAUGAGCCAAAGCCCUUGGGAUGGAGAGACCUGGCUUAGAUGUCUGAGUUCCCCCAUGGCACUCCACACCAUGACUCCAGAAAGGAAAUACUUCACAAAAUGUUUGAUAGGGGUGCCUGGGUGGCUCAGUGGGUGAAGCCUCUGCCUUCAGCUCAGGUCACGAUCCAAAGGUCCUGGGAUCAAGCCCCCGAGUCGGGCUCUCUGCUCGGCUGGCGGGGAGCCUGCUUCCCCCACCCUCUGCCUGCCUCUGCCUACUUGGGAUCUCUUUCUCGCUUUAUAAAUAAAUAAAAUCUUAAAAAAAAAAAA